AUGUCGCCUCGCCUCCUCCAUUAUCCAUCAUCUCGGGCCGAGCCCCAUCCACCCUGCUCACCACUCUCCCCCCCCGAUCUCCCCCCCACAGUACCUGCCAGAGCCACCAUCCUGUCCGACCCCCCAGCGCCUCGGGAAUCCGCGGCGCAUCCACAGGCCUCCGCCGACUCCCGCCCACCCCCACGCAAGCAGCCACCGAAAACUGUUGCCGCCCCGCCCCACCUUUGUAACUCCUACCAAUCUUUGGCGCCCGCGAAUCUCCACCCUCCCCCCUGCCCACCAAUUUCUACGCUCGCUGCGCAAGCGCACUCAAAAUCCACUCCCACCCCCCCCCCCCAACACCCCCACGCCCCCCACACACCCCCUCACCCCCAAUCCCUCACCCUCUGA
Dicrocoelium dendriticum is the source of this 390-nucleotide messenger RNA. The record is from the annotation of a GenBank genome assembly. Lineage: Eukaryota; Metazoa; Platyhelminthes; Trematoda; Plagiorchiida; Dicrocoeliidae.